Molecule: messenger RNA, 1894 nt
Organism: Trichophyton rubrum CBS 118892
Lineage: Eukaryota; Fungi; Ascomycota; Eurotiomycetes; Onygenales; Arthrodermataceae
Product: ER-derived vesicles protein ERV14
Exons: 4
Coding region: 1011-1406 (131 amino acids)
Biological process (GO): endoplasmic reticulum to Golgi vesicle-mediated transport
Cellular component (GO): COPII-coated ER to Golgi transport vesicle; endoplasmic reticulum membrane
Source: RefSeq, a predicted model, not a curated record
AGACGACGAAAAUCGGGAUCACGACGAGCCGCUGGCCGCAGCACAGGUCGUACGGUGAGCGCAGGCUGGUUCAGACAACGAAAAAGGGUCCUCCGGUCUCGUCCACGCUCUCACGGAAGCAGCUCGCCGAGAUAUAAAUACACUGUGAGUGCAAUAUUAUAUAAAUAACUAGCCUGCCUGGCCUGGCCUUGCGUAGCGACGACAAGCCUUAGCCCAACCUGGUAGAUCAACGUAUUUUCAGCUCCCCAGCCUGGCGUAUCAGGCUCAGCCAAAGAGGCUAUGACGAUCGCCCUGGUGGCGCCGUAAACGACAGCAUCUCGUCGCCGCUGCGCUGGCUGAAGUUGGUCGCCUGUCGAGUGGCUGAGCCGCUGCUGUUUCGUGUGGGCGUCUCACCCACGGCUCGAGGCUCUGUCAAACGAAACACCAUCCCAGUUGAUCCUUGCUAGUAGUUAGCGAGCAUCGAGCUUCUUCUCGUGACCGUCCUCGAGCUCUCGCCGCUGUCUCCCCGUUGCCAUCGUCGCUGUCGUUGUUGCUUGCAGGCUGAAGUCUGGGAGAAAAGGAAAAAAAUCUUCCUUGCGGCGGCCAAAACCUGAACGAAGCCCAAUCGGGUAAUUCCCACAACUUCAAGAUCCUCCAACACAACAAACAUCGACACUUCGCUCUUCUUCCUCUUCCUCCUCCGCGCAACAACGAACCCGACGCCGCCAGCUCUGCAUCUUCGCUUUUCGCCUGACAGAUAGACAAGACAGACAGUCGACCAACCUUCUGCGCUCCUCUCUAGCCGACCGAACGACUGACCAAAUCCCUCCUCCUUUUCCGCCCACCGCCCGUAGCUACAAUAAGCUUGCUCUCUAGCUCUCCUCCAUCAUGUCAGGAGAAGCAUGGCUAUACCUGCUGGCGGUCCUGAUCAAUGCGGUCAACCUCUUUCUACAGGUCUUCUUCACAAUCAUGUACAGUGAUCUAGAAUGGUGAGAACCCCUUCAGCCUUUUUGUAUUAGAAAUAAUCUUGCAUGGCCUCCCUUGCAAAGGACCUGCUACUACAGCUGCUUUGUUUGAGAACAUGCGCUGACCGUAUCCUGCUUUACAAUAGUGACUAUAUCAACCCGAUUGACCUCUGCAACCGCUUAAACUCCUAUAUUAUCCCUGAAGCUGCUGUCCAUGCCUUUAUAACCUUCCUGUUUGUUAUUAAUGGCUACUGGCUUACAAUCGCACUUAACCUGCCCCUUCUCGCAUAUAAUGCAAAGAAAAUAUUCGAAAACCAACAUCUCCUCGAUGCCACAGAAAUUUUCCGAAAGUUGAAUGUCCAUAAGAAGGAGUCCUUUAUCAAGCUCGGUUUCCACCUCGUCAUGUUCUUUUUCUACCUCUACAGCAUGAUCGUUGCUCUGAUCCGAGACGAAACCCAUUGACUACGUGAUAGGACGGCUCACGCCAUGCAAAACGGUCGACCGCUGCAUUAAAAAAGCUACUACGCUACUACUUCAAGUACUCAGCAACACAUAUGCAUAUUGCCAGGGAUAGCAAUGAUGGAGUCAUGACAAAAGGUGGUUUUAUUGGCUGGCUCUCUCUCUUUUUUUGUUUUCAUAUACAUCCCACAAAAUAAAAAUGGGAUGCGAAGCGCCUCUGUAUACCUCCUCUCUUUUGUCUCUUCUAUUAUGAUAAUGGCCCCUUCCCAAAGUCCUGAUACGGAUAGACUUGGUGGAGAUGAGAAAUGCGAGCAUAAUUCUCGAUCCUCUGAUAAUUCGUUCAUCCUUCCCCACAUUUUAUUACAUCUGGGAUCUUGAAUGUUGCCAAUCCCCUUCGCUGACUAUAUUGCAAACCUUUCACAUGUAAUGCUUUCUCUAACCGGACCCGUGGGUCGAACAGUUUGCGUUGUCAACAUAAUAAAAUAAAGAUA